AGAUUUGAUGAACGAUUUGCUUCAGUAUCUGAUGCUGACUUUGAUGAUAUGGUCGAGGAUUUCUCAACUCGAGGAAUUGUUUCAAAACAGAUGUUGCAAUGUUUAUGGAAAGAUAUGAAACUAUCAGGUGAAGAGGAAGUUAUGUUAAUCUGUUUACUUCAGAAGUUUGACCUUUGUUUUGAAAUGCCACAAUGUGAGGAUGCUGAUCCAUACACCAUUCAGUCUGUGCCUCCUGUGUAUCGUUUUCCAUGGUUGCUAACAGCUAUUGCCACUUGCAUGCCCAGAGAAAUUCAACCUGAUGACGUUGUGCUCAUGGUGGUCUUCCAACUGCAAAACUAUUGCCCUGUAGGUCUGUUUGAAACUCUUUCAGUCAAACUGAACAAAUUCAUCAAAUAUCGUAAAGACUGGCAAUAUGGCAUUCAAGCAGUCAGUGUGGUGGGAAAGAACAAAUUUGAACUUUUGGUGCAACUUGAACCAAAGGAAAGAAGUGAAGAAAUCCUAAUUUCUGUGCAAACACAAAACAAGAAACUGAAGGAAGCAUGGGGUAUUAUGGUCUUGAUCAUCAAUGCAACAAAGGAGCUCCUACAGCAGUGGCCAGGUGUACUGUACUGUGUUCGAGUGGUGUGCCCACACUGUCUGAAGCUUGGGGUGGACAAACCUCACCGGUUCUCCGGAGCUGUUCUGGACAAGACACCAGGAGGCAUUGUGGUGUGUCCAAAGACAUGGGAUGAGAUUGACCCCAGACUGAUUCACCCACACACAACCCCAGCGCAGUGGCAACAGCGGAGAAAGAGGGCACUUGAGGAGUGUGGAAAAAGCCCAGCUCCUGAAGAGAUCAUGAUGGAGAAACAACCUCGAUAUUCAGCCAAAACCUGGUAA
Branchiostoma floridae (Florida lancelet) is the source of this 879-nucleotide messenger RNA. Its product is annotated as malignant fibrous histiocytoma-amplified sequence 1-like. The transcript is spliced from 3 exons. Bases 49 to 879 code for a protein of 276 amino acids. NCBI's taxonomy places the organism in Eukaryota, Metazoa, Chordata, Leptocardii, Amphioxiformes, Branchiostomatidae. The record is from RefSeq and is a predicted model, not a curated record.